UUCGCAUUCUGCAAUUGGGCAAUUAAAUGCCUUUUUUCUUUCAACCUUGAUUUCAUGCACUCAUUUAACAAAUGUAGCAAAAGUAUUUGCCGAGAAUCAUUUUUUUUUCUUCUUUUCUCACACCAUUCUGUUAACAGACGGGCUAUUUAUGGUUUAUCAUGAAUUAAAACCCCCGUGAUAACAUAAUUGGGGAAUUGAAUAGAAAUGUAUUAAUAAUCCAUGAAUAUUUUACAGGCUGUGCUGUUCAAAUAGAAGCUAUUUGGGAUUCGAUUGCAACCAAGUACAAAAUGCUUACAGGUGAAAUGAGCUAUCGAUUGUUGUUUGUGGCUGCGAUGUUUGUAUCGCAAGAAAUUACAGAACUCAAGUCACAGAGUCAUCAGAAACAACUCUCUCAAUUCAUCCAAAAUCUUGCUGCCAAAGGUUAUGAUAAGAGAAUUCGCCCAUAUGAGGAUAAAGCCACUCAAGUCUCAAUACAAAUUGGUUUGCUCGCUGUAGGCCCUGUUAACCUUCAAAGAAUGACGAUGGGAAGUGACAUUCUUCUAAGGCUUUGGUGGCAGGACCCACGGCUCGCCUUUGACAACAAUACUGAUCUUACACUAUCAGAAAACCCAGCUGCCUUGAUUUGGAUACCUGAUGUGUAUAUUUUCAAUGCAAUAGAAACAAAGAACCACAAAGCUUUAAAAAGAAACUUGCGAGUAAAGAUUGGACCCAGUGGCAAUAUCUACAUAAGUUGGAGGCUAACCAUAGAGUUUUCCUGUGAUAUGAAUUUUCAGCUAUUUCCAAUGGACACUCAGAUUUGCACAAUGAAUUUAGAAAGCUUUGCGUACACAAGCAAAGAAGUGUCUUUGGAAUGGAUUCAAAUUGCAGAAGCGAUUGAAUUUACAAGAAACCCAAAAUUGUCUGGUUACACAAUAAAAGCUAUUGGCAAUGUCACUGAUCAGUUUGAUUAUGGUAUUGCAUCAAAGUUCAAAAUCUUGCAAGCCGUAUUUUCCUUGAAGAGACAGUUCCAUUUUUAUCUGUACCAUACAUACAUUCCAAGCUGUUUAAUUGUCAUUCUAUCGUUUGCUGGAUUCUGGAUACCAGUCCAUGCAAUUCCUGCCAGGGUGACUCUCAUAGUUACAAGCUUCCUCACAAGCAUGGUUGUGUUCAGUGAUGCAGGAAACACGAUUCCUCACGUGCCUUACCAUACCGCAGUGGAACUUUUUGCGCUGAUCAACAUGAUUUUCAUUUUCAUGACCAUGAUUGAGUAUGUAACGAUUCUAAGCCAGCUAAACAACGCUCAGAAGCCCAAGACGAAAAGAAGAGGCCCUCAGUUUGUUUCUUUUUCACUAAAUCCUUUCCAAAAUCACCACAUAAAUCAUGGUUUCGAAGAGAAUGACAAUUAUAUCAGAGAUAGAAGUUUGAAGCCAUCUUCUGAAAAUCAAAAUAAAGAAGCUCGAAGUGAAGAAAACCGAAACCUUCUUCUACAUGAGACGCACAACCUUGAUCGGAUUUCGCGAAUAUGUUUUCCUCUUAGUUACUUUAUUUUUCUUAUAGUUUAUUUUAUCUACUACUUUUUCAUUGCUAAAUGAACAUUUAUAUGGAUGCUUGUGAUUUUGUUUUAAACGUUGUUGAUAAGAAAAUAUUAUUACGACUGCAUUUUAAGAUCUCAUUCAAUAUUAUUUUCAUGAUUUUAACCUAAGAUAUAACCAAGAAGCUUUCGAUUUGUGCCUACGAGUUGAACUCUUGAGUACAAAAUUAGUUUAAUUAGGUAAGGAGGGCAUUUGUUUGUCAACUUCUGUCUAUAUCGUCACCUGUUGUGUUACGUAGACCGGUGAAUUUUGUUUGAAGUGUUUUCUAGACACGAUAUGAAACCAAUUUUUAAUAAAACAUUUGAUAAACAGAAAGUGCGUCACAACAAAACUCAAUUAGAUGAAACUUCAAUAAUGGGUUACGAUUGUAGAGUUAAUAUAUUAAAGAUAUGUAAGGUUGAUAUGAUUACUAUUCAUCACCUAUAGCUAAUUUGAAAAGCCCUACUUACAGCAACAUGAAAGAUAAAUGCAUCAAACCUGUAUGCAUUGCAUAAUUUAUACCCAUUUUUGGAUUGCUAAUUUAUGUUUAAUGACUGACGCAAUCGCAUGGUAAAGCAGAAUGGCCGUUGAUGACAUACAAUCACCAGGGCGUAAUGCUGGGGUAUGAGUUUAAAUUGACAGCGUUUCUGCAUUAAUUUCUCGAAGCCAAACACAUGGCAAUAACAUAUCAUUUUUGGAAACAUAUCUUGCCCAAUUCAGUCAGCAACACGAAUACACCAAAUAGAUAUCCAAAAUUAAAACUGAAUCUGCUUAGAGUUUUGGCAUCGAACUGAAUCUGCUUAAUUAAGACUUCAAAUGCCCAGCUUUUGCUGAAUAUUCGAUAUUGAUACAAAUUUAGAUAGCAUAUGGAACAAACGUGGCUCUAAAUGUGCUAUUUUUGCUUACUGUAUGUAGCUUUAAAGCUUGGCUUCAACAUCUAGCAAUGAAGCCGUAAAAAUUAUUGAAUAAUACCGUGAAAGCUCUAUUAAGCUCCCCUCUCUUUUGAAUCCCCCUCUCUUUUAAGCCCCCUUCUCUAUAAAGCCCUCUUUAUCAAGCAAAAAUUUGAAAUAAUCCCCCCCUCUAUAGAGUUCUAAAGUGAUGACGUCACAAAAAUCUAUUUUUGGAAUUUUUUAAUUUGGACCCCAUAACCUGAAAGAGCAUCAUGAAAUAUCUCUAAAUGUGCAAAAUCAGGCAAGUGUAUUACGAAAUGGCAGAGAUAUGGCCACAUGUUUAUUGGUUCUCUCCCCAUCAAACCUCUGUAUUUUGGUCUCUGUUCAUAACUUUAUGAACAGAGCCAAAAUUACAGUGAUUCGUUAGCAAACUUCAAAUCUUUCAUUAGCCAUAUCUCAACUAAUUUUAGACAUAUUCGGCCAAUUUUGCGUAUUUGAAAAUAUUUCAUAGUGAUUUUUUAUGCUAUGUGGUUAAAAUUCAAAAAUUCUAAAAAUAGGUUUUUGAUGACGUCACACUUUAGAACUCUAUUAAGCCCCUCUCUUAGGCCCUUGAUUUCAAACAAAGAAAACAUAUGCACUGAGUGGCUCUCUAGACAGGUGUCAUGACGAUAUGAUUGUGCGCAUUAAAAACGGCCCAAGUAAAUAUUUACUUGCGCGACUUAGAUGUCAGCAAAAAUCUGUUUAGAAGAUAUUCCAGGGGAUAUCAAUUGAUCCUGUUGACAGAGGAAGAUGAAGACAUUAUAAUUGACUGAUUUUAGGAACCAUUUGAAGCUGUUAGGAAGGUUUUGAGAACAUUUUUAUGAAAUUUUCAUAACAAAAAAUGCAUAACGGAAAUUUUAUAACAUUUUAAAGAUUAAAUUAUUAAUAAGCCUCCCUCUCCAAUAAGCUCCCCUCUCUGAUAAGCCCCUCUAAGACUGAAAAAAUUAAGUAAGCCCUCCUGGGGCUUAACAGAGCUUUUACGAUAUGUAUCGUUUAGUUUGCUGGGAAAGACUAGAUACUAACUUUUUAUACGUACUCUAUAAAGAAUUCUCUUCAAAUUUAUUGUAAAUUUGUCAGGGCCUUUUUAUCAUCUAGGGAGGGAGGCAUUUGCCCCCGCAGCCCCAACGACUUUCCAUUGUUUCAAACAAUAUGCUUAUGUCCCCAUCUUAAAAUAAAUAAAGGUUUGCCCCAACAGCUAACCUCGCUUGGAAUAGGCUAUGAAUUUUGUCGCUGAAAACAUCACUGAAAAAGUUUAUUUUAAAGACAAUUUCACACAGAGAAUAAGCCUUAACUUGAAAUAUUUCUGUUAUAAUGCAAUUCAUGAGUCAUUAAAGCUCGUUAUUGUCCUACUUUUGUACUUGAGAAGUUUUAAUGUUUUAUUUUUUACUCUGAAGAACAAAACAAUAAGACACUCGGGCAGUGAGUGUAGACAUUGCAAACGUUACAAAAGUAGAAUUACUUUAAAUUACUUAUAAGGCAGUACCCCUGGAUGGUAAUACCAAUUUAUAGCUUGCAAAAGAACCUACCCACGCUCAAAUAGACCAUCUUGGAACAUAUGCAUGUUCAAAAUUAGACUACUUUCUUUAGAUACCCUAACGAUGUAUAAUCAGGUCUUCGUCGAUUUCCAAGCUAAUUGCUCGUGUAGUUGGUUAAGUGAAUAGGUAAAUGUACACAUUGCGAAAGUUACCAUGAUGCCUUUAAACAUUAAAUGGCCGGUAAAAUCAACACCAAUGUUCGAAAACGGACGGCUAGACGUGUCCACGCGAAA
Rhopilema esculentum is the source of this 4247-nucleotide messenger RNA. RefSeq names its product glycine receptor subunit alpha-2. Gene Ontology annotation, cellular component: membrane. The record is from RefSeq and is a predicted model, not a curated record. Gene Ontology annotation, molecular function: transmembrane signaling receptor activity; extracellular ligand-gated monoatomic ion channel activity. NCBI's taxonomy places the organism in Eukaryota, Metazoa, Cnidaria, Scyphozoa, Rhizostomeae, Rhizostomatidae. Gene Ontology annotation, biological process: monoatomic ion transmembrane transport.